Molecule: messenger RNA, 1753 nt
Organism: Megalobrama amblycephala (Wuchang bream)
Lineage: Eukaryota; Metazoa; Chordata; Actinopteri; Cypriniformes; Xenocyprididae
Exons: 3
Coding region: 281-1753 (490 amino acids)
Source: RefSeq, a predicted model, not a curated record
ACGAGUUACGCCAAAACAAGCUCCCCAUUGACUCUCUAUUCAAAGUUCGAUAAUCAGUUUUUAACAAAACGCGAUAUCCGCCGUGUUUCGCUGCCCUGUUUCUUCCCUUUUUUCUCAAACAGAGACAAACGCCAGUCCUGUUUUUCCGCAAAGCCCUACAGUUCCAUUCGACCAAUCACCGGGCACCAUUCCAUGACGCAAACUGUCAUGGCGGCACCCUGUCAGUAGACGCCGGUAAACACUCGCCUCAGACUUUUAAGUUUUUAUAUAGGCUACUAAAAUGAAUAACUUUGAUGGUAUUGAGGAGCCAGUGGUCGUGUUAUCUGUGGGAAAGAAGCGGAAGCCGUCAAAAGACAACCACGAAAGGGAAGUCAGAAAGAGAGUCAGAAACUCAGGUGGUGGCAAAAUACCGGCGAUUGCUUGUUCUCACAGUGAAUCAAAAAACUUUUGUCAUGCCGACAAACUGACAGCUGACGAUCUUGUAAAAAACUUCGACACUCUCUACUGUCAUACCACGAAGGCCGAACAAGACCAAGCAAUUUUACGCCUGAUAACAGUAAAACGGAUACAGCGAAGACGUCCCAAGGUGGCAAUUGAAGAUGCACAGAAGGAGAGGGAGGUCACGAACGAGUACUACUUGCUCUCCAAGGAUCAUCCCACGAAGGUUCCUGUCUGCAAGGCAACUUUCUGUGCAGCGCUGGGUAUUGGCAAAGAUAGAGUAGCUCGAGUGGCAAGAUAUUAUGCAGAGAAUGCUGAGGCCAGACCAGAACGUAGGGGUGGUGCUCGCAAAGUUACAGAAAAUGAAGAAAAGAAGAAACUUGUGAUGGAUCACAUUCAAACAUUCACUUGUAGGGCAAGCCACUAUGGCAGAAGAGGAGCACCUGGGCGGAAAUACCUUCCCAGUGACCUCAGCGUAAAAAAAAUGCAUGAUUUGUUCAAGCAGCAAAAUCAUGAUGCUGUUAGCUACUCUCUCUAUUACAGUGUUUUCCGAUACAGUUUCAACCUUGCAUUUGGACAUCCAGCCACCGACGCGUGUUCUACAUGUGCAAAGUUUCAUCUCACAGUAAAGAACCCCAGCUUGCCUGAAGAGGAGAAGCGUACAGCAUCAGCAUCUUUCAUUUUGCAUCGCAGACGAGCAAGGGUGUUUUAUGAUUUGCUUGGGCAAAGUGACAAUGCAGCAUUGACAGUCUGCUUCGACAUGAUGCAGAAUCUGGUACUCCCAAAACCCCCAUUGAAUUGUCCUAAUAUGAUCAUGGAAUAUGUGUUUCCCAUCAGGGGACACAGUUUCCUUCCUGUUGACCGCGUUUUCGGGAGGAUUGAGCAGCAGAUUCGAAAGCACAAUACCAUCCUCAUGCCCGAAGAGUACUAUGACAUUUUGAGGAACCAUGGACAUGUCCAUGUCUACGGCCAGGACUGGCAAGCUUAUGAUUUCAAGAAGGCAACACAGGUUUUUGUAAAGCCACAGAAGUCAUUCAAGCUCAGUGAUGCUAGAAUGCUGGAACUCAGGAAUGACAAACUUGGAUUCAAGACUGUGUACAACAGUGACUUCUGCUAUCACUCGGUUUUGAAGCGAGGACAGAACUGGGCAAACUUCAAGCCGAGUCAGCUCCCAAAUGUAAGCACAGUGAAGGAUGCAAAAAGAAAGGAUGUGCUUAACUUGCUUGCUGAAAUUGGUGCCAGUGACACUGUGCGUGCCUUCUAUGAUGGAGCACUCAUUGUAAAUGAUGCCGACCGUGACAGCCCUGAAGAAUAA